Molecule: messenger RNA, 3065 nt
Organism: Bombus huntii
Lineage: Eukaryota; Metazoa; Arthropoda; Insecta; Hymenoptera; Apidae
Product: Wilms tumor protein homolog
Exons: 5
Coding region: 1652-2599 (315 amino acids)
Biological process (GO): regulation of transcription by RNA polymerase II
Molecular function (GO): RNA polymerase II cis-regulatory region sequence-specific DNA binding; DNA-binding transcription factor activity, RNA polymerase II-specific
Source: RefSeq, a predicted model, not a curated record
AAUUUCUCAAAUAAAAUCUGACAGCUGAAUGUGACAAGUAUAAUCGAAAUACGUGAUUCUAAUGUGAAGCGUCGUAUGGUAGAUAAGAGUCGAAAUAAGUGCAAAACACGAUGCGUUAUGGAUUCACAAAUAAUCUAUCGAAAUGCGAUUAAAGGCUCGAACCAUUUUUUUAUCGAGAAUUUUUUCUGCCACUGAUAAAAACGGACGCUGAAUACGAAGACAGUUGGACAACGCAGAAUGAACGCUAGUAAUAGUUACGUAUCUUUCAAUUUUUGCUUAAACUUUACUUGAAAUUUCGUCAAAAGCGUUAGCGUGCACGCUGACGCGCAACUUUCGCGAUUAUUUUUAAUCGACCUACGAUAUAUAUUCCGAUAGAACGAUAAUCAAAUCAAUUGGUUGUAUAGCUUUUGUCGAAUAAAUUUUUGGCAAAACCUGUUUUUCCUUUUCUUUCGCCGUUACAAAAGUAACUUGAAGUACUCUCGUAUUUCCUUAGGAACUUCGAUUUCGAUCGUUAUUCGGAAUUUUUCAUUGCGAUUCGUGAAAACAUUAUCGGUUCGUUCUCCACAGACUUUAUUUUAGUUACGAACAUGGCCACGGGAUUUCACUGAAGUGUAAAAUAUGAUUAAGCAGGACGUCGGUAUCAAUGCGACUUCCUUGACGGGUGAUAUCGUCGGCGCACGUGCUGCUCUUCUCUUCUCGGCGAUUCUCUUAGUCGAGAGACGAGAGAUACUCGUCAACGAGUCGGUGCUCUCGAAAUGUGGAUGUGGAUACGUUACCACGAAAUCGUCGCCAUGCGACAAGAACAAUAAAUUGAACGAGCAGUCGAAAACUUGGAAACGAAUCUCCUCUGUUUACUGGAAACGCGAAUUUUGCCAAUCGAUCGAUCUUACGCAGUGCAAAAUUAUUCCUUGCGUAAUAAAUUUGUACCCAAGUGAGUGACGAGUGCCAUUGGACACCGAAGAAACGAAGUGUUCGAGGAUGGGAUUUUAAAACCAGUUGCGGAUUUUUCGCAUAAAUGAAGAAUCGAAGUAACGAUGGAAUGAUUUUUUGAUCAAACGCAAGCAACUUGGUAGCUUGUAUCAGUAGCUAUUUUUAUCGAUUUAUUUAAAACAUUAUCUAAUUCUAAAUUAUAAAUCUUCAUAGUCUCUUAUGUAGAGAAUUAGAAAGUCAAAGGUAAAGAUCCAAAGGCGAAGAUAUUGAAACGUUGCAAAGUUCGAGCUCGAGGAAGAAACAGAGGCAAAGCAAUCGCGUUUCUUUGCGUGAGAAGGUCUGGAAAGAUAGAAAUACGAUUUUACGAGCUGUGACUCGUAUCGAUCGAUCGAACUGGACGACGAAAAGAACCCAUCUACCCAACCAAACAUCCUGGCGAUCGUGCAUCCGACCGAAAAGUCAAUAAAUCGUUGGUUUUCUUGUUGUUUGCGGCGCGAGGCGCGGGCUCGAUCGAUAAAUCAACGUCGAUUUGAUCCCCGCGCGAGCAUCAAUUACAGGACCUUCCCUUUGACAUUAAUUUAUUAGCGGCGGGAAACGUAAUAUCGCGAAUGAUCGGCGACCUAACCAUCGUUCGAGGCGUGACGCGGAAAACCGGCGAACAAGAGGAACAAAGAGGAAAAGGGCGACCACCAGUUGAGCAGCUUUCGGCAGCGUAGCAAAGAUGACGGACGAGUUGUUGUUCUCCGCGUUGGGCCUGACCAUGGACACAGGUGUCGAGAGGCAACUGUUCUCCACGAAUUCCACGAGUUUCGCAUGCGACUACGAGGCAUCCUCUUGCAGAACGACGCCACGCAGCGAUGACUCGGAGACCGUCGAUCAAUCGAAUAAUGUAGGGAACACGAUCGAGUGUUACACGGAUCUGACUUGUCCGGCGAAGACAUCUUGGAACGAAUGGUCUGAUAACAAUUCAACGCCACUGUCAGGUACAGGAUGUCUAAGCGAACUAAGCGAACUGAGUGAGUUAGACUCGGAGUUGGAAUGGUGUUUAGACAGAAGCUGGAACUCGGGUCUUCCAGACAGGACACCGUUGUGCACAGCAGGCUGCGAGGGUUUUCUACACCUUCCUCUGCCCAACCCACAGCAAACGUUUCAACGAGAGGAACCAUUAUGGGUGCUUGGGAUCGAUUUGAGAGCCCUCGAUGAUACCUUGGAAGCCAGCGGUAUAGAUUAUAACAAUAAUCAAGUAGAAGAAAAUAUUUCGUCAGCAGCUGCCGCGGCACUAGCAACCCACGACUACACUAAUCGCAGUUUGGCGAACGCGGCUGAGGAUCGAUGCUUUCCUUGCACUUAUCAAGGAUGCGUCAAGGUCUAUGCAAAGGCGUCCCACUUGAAAGCUCACCUACGUCGGCACACAGGCGAGAAACCAUUUGCCUGCACGUGGUCCGGUUGCGGAUGGCGGUUCAGCCGAUCCGAUGAACUAGCCAGGCAUAGACGAUCGCACUCAGGCGUAAAGCCUUAUCCAUGCGAAAUGUGCUCGAAGAGGUUCGCGCGCAGCGACCACUUAGCCAAACAUCGUAAAGUGCACAGAAAGAACACUUACCCAUUGUUUCACGGAGGAAGAGGGCUACGCGGAGAAAAGAUGAAUUCCAUUCUACCAGCGGAGAUUUAGUCAAUUUAUCUUAUAUAAUAUAACUGACGAUGAUUGUAUUGAGCGUCGGAAGAAUUUUCUUUCGGAUUUCUCGAAUUUGCAGCUUCGUUGCUUCCUUGCGAUGAUAUUUAAUCGGGAAAUCGGGAAGAAAGUGUUUAGUUCUCGAUGCGUGCAAAUUAUGGAAAAUGAUUUCCGUGUUGAAGUUUUAGAGAGAAAAUAUAAUUCAAACUGAAUUAAGUGACAAAAUUUAUAAUGCGACAAUAAAUUGUUGAAAAUACGAUAAAUUGUUUGUUGAUUAUUUAAUACGAUUUAAACGAGUAAUUGUAAAAUACAACAUUAGUUAGAACCAAACUGUGAAAACCUCAAGUUCUUGAUGAAGAUUAUUGCUAGAUAUACCAAAAAUACGCCUAAUCAUCGUCGCAAAUGUGCCUCAGUAUCAUAUAUAUAUCAUCAAAAGUGAGAGCUUUUAUGUAAUAAAUGGAAUUUC